Messenger RNA from Malaya genurostris, 1988 nucleotides. RefSeq lists its product as uncharacterized. The transcript is spliced from 2 exons. The record is from RefSeq and is a predicted model, not a curated record. Bases 1 to 1425 code for a protein of 474 amino acids. Lineage: Eukaryota; Metazoa; Arthropoda; Insecta; Diptera; Culicidae.
AUGUGCAGUAAGGAACACACUAUUCAAUUAAUAAAUGUGGCCGAUAACGAUAAAUUUACACAUUCGCUUAUAUUAGUGAAGGGUGUUAUAGUGAACCGCUGCGAUCAAAGCAUACUGAAAGUAAAAAUCAACAAUAGUGAUUAUCCUGCAUCUAGUACUGUGAAAUUUAUUAAUGAAAAACGAGGGCAAUUCAAACUUCUUUUGAAACUUAAAUCUGGUGAAAACAAUCUGACUCUCAUUUACUGUAACCACGAACUUGAAUUGUGUUUAUUCUACGAAGAAACAAACCAUAAUUACACGGUUACACCUUUGUAUAUAAUAUGUAAAGGACAUAAUGGACACUACCAAUCCGAUACGGAAGAUAAUGGAAUCGAAAAUGCAUGUGAAAAGAUCACUUUAGGCGUAGAAUUAGUGCAAUGCCUAUAUGCUGAGAAACUUUCCGAAAAGGGUUUCGGAAGGAAAACUUUUACAAUUGGUUGCAAAUGCUAUCCGUUUUACAGCUCCUUGCCACUGACAGAUUCAAAAAAUAUGACUGACCAAGAGUUAUGGACAUAUUUUGCAAAUGAAAUUCUAGGAUCUGAGUUAUUCCUUCCUGAAAAGCAAAAAUUUGUAGGAUUUAUUAGUAGUACCUAUUACGAGGGUAUAUCAGGCAAAGAUUUCUCUUAUGAAACAAUAAAACGUCGAACGACGGGACACGCUGCUCUUGGCGGUGGUGGAUUUGCGUUGUUUGGUACAGGUUGUUUAUAUACGUGGCCAAGAAAAUUGAUUGAUAUUAUACCAGCUUUCCUGAAUACCAAGUUAGUCAAUCGUGAGCUUUUUAUGGACGAUAGCAACUAUCGGUAUACGUACGGUGGCUGCUUCGCUACAACUAUUGGAUCAGUUUGUCACGAAAUGGGUCAUAUAUUUGAUCUCGGCCAUACGAAGGACGGACUCAUGGGCUCCGGAAUAGAUCUCAUUAAUCGGGUGUUUACGUUGCCAACCAUGACGGAUAUAUUACCAGAUCGAAUUGUCAGUCGGACUGGUUUGAAGAGAGAACUUAUGAAUAGUAAACUAACCACAAUUAAACGACCAGGAGAAUUUCUUCGUAAAUAUCAUCAGCAAAAGGAAAGUGAUGUCACGUAUUUCUCAGAUAAUUGUGCUCUCACUUUACAUUUGAACAAAUGGUUCAAUUCCAACUCAACAACAUGCGAUAAUAAUUGUGAUACUAAGCUUAGUUUCAACUUUGUUACUCGUUUUAUAACUAGCACACAUUCAUUCAUCAAACUCGUAGAGUUACGUGAUAAAGGGAAUGGGAUGCUAAAAAUGUUCUGGUCAUUUCAAGAUACAAAUACGGUAUGUUUUAAGAUUGUAGAAGAUAUACCAUUGGACGGACUGACAUUGUUUGUGAUUGAUAGUUUUGGUAAUAUUCUAAAACAAGAUUUAUAAAAAAUAGUGCAUUCAGUUUUCUUGUUUAUACUGCCAAAUGUUCAUUGAAAUUAUUAGUUAUAUAUUAGGAAAAUACUUAUUCCUUAUAUCUCACGAGAACAUAUUUUUCCAACUAAAUAACUGUGUUCGCAAUGAAGCUCAUAAAUAUACGAAAUAUUGUUUGAAAAUGACAUUAUUUAUUUCUGUCACAUCCUUUUUGCAAAAAUAAAAUUAUCCUUAGUAAAAGGGAACAGAUAAAAUUAAGAGUUGUUAUGGAAAAAAUCAAAUCGAAAACCGUUAUGUAAUACACUGAGGUCUUUUUUUAUGCGGUCUUUUAUAUGCGUCUUUUACGCGACUUUUUUUAUGCGAAUUUAUGCGAGUUUCAGAGUUAUGCGGUCUUUUUUUAUGCGAAGUUUCAGAAAUGUUAAGCAAACACUUGAAAAACCCAUUAGUAAAAAAAUGUCCAGAGGGCCAAGUACCAUUCGACUCAGUUCAUCGUGCUCAGCAAUGUCUGUGUGUGUAUGUGUCAAAUAAUCUCGCUAGGUUUUCUCGGAGAUGGCUGAACCGAUUUAGACAAACUUAGA